AUGGGGGUUCCGGGAUUGGCAGGUUUACCAGGACUUUCUGGGGCACCAGGCCUUAGGGGCAACAUUGGUUUUCCCGGAGACAUGGGAAGAAGUGGGGCAGACGUGAGUAUCAUUGUCAGGAGCUUUUCCUGACCCUGUGAGCUGAUCAGAAAAAGCUAUAUUUUUACAUAACCUUUAUUUUGACAGGGUCAUGCUGAGACCAAGAUCUCUUUUACAGAUGAGCCCUGUAUACACAUCAAUUCACAUCAAUAUACACUAUACACAUCGAUAUACAGUGCAAUUCGGAAAGUAUUCAGACCCCUUGACUUUUUCCACAUUUUGUUACAUUACAGCCUUAUUCUAAGAUGUAUUGAAUAGUUUUUUUUUUCCCUCAUCAAUCUUUUAUUUUUAUUAAUUUUUAUUGAACCUUUAUUUAACUAGGCAAGUCAGUUAAGAACAAAUUCUUAUUUACAAUGACGGCCAACACAAUCUACACAAAAUACCCCAUAAUGACAAAGCAAAAACAGGUUUUCAGAAAUGUUUGCAAAUGUAUAUAAUAAAAAUAAAAAAUAAACGGAAAUAUGACAUUUACAUAAGUAUUCAGACCCUUUACUUUGUUGAAGCACCUUUGGCAGCGAUUACAGCUUAGAGUCUUCUUGGGUAUGACGCUACAAGCUUGGCACACCUGUAUUUGGGGAGCUUCUCCCAUUCUUCUCUGCAGAUCCUCUCAAGCUCUUGUCAGGUUGGAUGGGGAGCGCUGCUGCACAGCUAUUUUCAGGUCUCUCCAGAGAUGUUUGAUCAGGUUCAAGUCCGGGCUCUGGCUGGGCCACUCAAGGACAUUCAGAGACUUGUACCGAAGCCACUCCUGCGUUGUUUUGACUCUGUGCUGUUGGAAGGUGACCCGUUGCCCCAGUCUGAGGUCCUGAGCACUCUGGAGCAGGUUUUCAUCAAGGAUCUCUCUGUACUUUGCUCCGUUCAUCUUUCCCUCGAUCCUGACUAGUCUCCCAGUCCCUGCCGCUGAACAAUAUCUCCACAGCAUGAUGCUGCCACCACCAUAGGGAGGGUGCCAGGUUUCCUCCAGACGUGACGGUUGGCAUUCAGGCCAAAGAGUUCAAUCUUUGUUUCAUCAGACCAGAGAAUCUUGUUUCUUAUGGUCUGAGAGUCCUUUAGCUGCAAUUUGGCAAACUCCAAGUGGGCUGUCAUGUGCCUUUUACUGAGGAGUUGCCUCUGUCUGGCCACUCUACCAUAAAGGCGUGAUUGGUGGAGUGCUGCAGAGAUGGCUGUCCUUCUGGUAGGUUCUCCCAUCUCCACAGAGGAACUCUGGAGCUCUGCCAAAGUGACCAUUGGGUUCUUGGUCACAUCCCUGAUCAAGGCCCUUCUGACCCGAUUCCUCAGUUUGGCCGCGCGGCCAGCUCUAGGAAGAGUCUUGGUGGUUCCAAAGUUCUUCCAUUUAAGAAUGAUGGAGGCCGCUGUGUUCUUGGGGAAUUUCAAUGCUGCAGACAUUUUUUGGUACCCUUUCGCAGAUCUGUGCCUCGACACAAUCCUGUCUCGGAGCGCUACGGACAAUUAAUUCGACCUCAUGGCAUGGUUUUUGCUCUGACAUGCACUGUCAACUGUGGGACCUUUUAUAGACAGGUGUGUGCCAUUCCAAAUCAUGUCCAAUCAAUUGAAUUUACCACAAGUGGACUCCAAUCAAGUUGUAGGAACAUCAAGGAUGAUCAAUAGAAACAGGAUGCACCUGAGCUGAAUUUCUAGUCUCAUAGCAAAGGGUCUGAAUACGUAUGUAAAUAAGGUAUUUCUGUUUUUUAUUUUUAAUACAUUUGCAUGAAUAUCAAAAAACCUGUUUUUGCUUUGUCUUUAUGUGGUAUUGUGUGUAGAUUGUUGAGGACAUUUUUUCAUUUAAUCCAUUUUCGAAUAAGGCUGUAACAUAACAAAAUGUGGAAAAAAGUCAAGGGGUUUGAAUACUUUCCGAAUGCACAUCAAUAUUCACAUCAAUACACAAAAAGCUAAACACAAUCAUAGAAAACAAACACACUCUUCAGUAAAAAGGUCCUCAAUCAGCCUUUUGAAUUGUCCUAGAGGCACCAAUUCAUCCCAUUUUUUAGAGCCUUGGAUAUUAUUCCACAAGUAAAGUGCAGAAAUACUAAAAGCAGAUUUACCUAACUCAAUGGAGAUCGAAGGGAUCUCCAGUGUUAGCCAUCCCUGAGACUGGGUCUGCUAUCUCGUACGUCUGUAAGUUAACACUGAAGAAAGGUACGGCAGAACUUUAUAAACUAAAAGAGUGCAAUGCAUCGAUCUACAAGACUUCAAAGAAGGCCAGCCUACUGAUACAGAAUGCAGUGAUGUGUACUGAACCUAUCGGCCUUAGUAAAGCUGCUUCCAAUGGCUUCAAUACAGUGGCAGCUGCAUUCAUAUAGAGAAUAUCGCCAUAUUCUAUUACCAGUAUGAAUGUUGACUGAAUUAUUUGUUUUCUGCUAUUAAAUGACUGGCAUGACCUAUUCCUAUAAAGGAAGCCCAUUUUAAUUCUUAAUUUCUUAACUAACUCAUCAACAUGCUUUUUGAAAGAUAUAUUUUCAUCAAUCCAGAUACCCAGAUAUUUAUAAGUGGGGACACGAUCAAUGAGGGCACCAUCCAAUGUAAAUAUGCAUAAAUCAUCAGAUACAUUUUUACGUGAUUUGGAGAAUAACAUAUACUUGGUUUUACCUGCAUUAAAUACCAAUUUCAUUUCAACAAAGGCUUUCCGCAAAGCAAUAAAAACAGAUUGAAGCUCCGAAAGAGUGAGGUCAACCGUGGGGGCAAUAGCAUACACAACAGUGUCAUCUGGAUACAGGUGUAUGUUAAUUUUUUUUUGCAGAUAGACCAACAUUGUUCAUAUAGACAGUAAAAAGUACAGGACCUAAAAUGGAUCCCCGUGGGACACCUUUCUUAAUUUCAAGGAAACCUAACUUAACACCAUCAGAAAAAACACAUUGUGUCCUAUCUGUCAAGUAAUUUUCUAACGAAUUAAAUGACGCCUGAUCUAUACCGAUUGCAGACAAUAUUUUAAUCAAUAAAGAGGGGUCAACUCUUCAAUAAGUCAAUAAAGAGGGCAGCACAGUGCCGAGUCAGCUUUUUUAGCCUUGGCCCUGAUUUCUUAAUCAGGUCUGAAAAUUGUAUGGAGAACCAAGGAUUUGUUCUAUUUUUAACUGUAAGGCAUUUAAAGCAGGCAUGUUUGUCUGCCAGAGAUAUAACAAUAGAUGAGAAAAGUUCAAGAGCCAAUUCAGGCUCAGCCAUGCAACUGAUAGAGAAGUAAAAUAUUGUUUUUAUCUAUCUUCAUAAUUAUAUGAGGAUCAAUGUUUUGAUGUUUGGUGUCUCUAAUACAUACAAUAGGAAAGUGAUCACUGAUGUCAUUAGCAAAGACACCACUCAAUAAGUACUUGUGGGGGCUAUUUGUCAAAAUUAGGUCAAUCAGAUUAGUUGAGUCAGGUUAAAGUCAGAACAAAUAUUUUUCAAAUGAUCAGAGGCCAGGGUAAGCCAAUUAAAGUCAAAACCUCAUAAAAUAACUAAUUCAAAUGACAGAAAAGGUUUACAAUAUUCAGAAAUAGUAUCAACAGCAUCCGUCAGUGCAGCAAGGGGGCAAUAAAUCCCUACUAUAACCCAAACACUCAAACUUUUGGGGGAUAGUGACACUUAGAGAACAUGAUGCCAGGAGUCGAUUUCACAUAUGUGGCCACCCCUCCCCCCUUUUCAGUCUAUCACACCUGAAGAUAUUGUAAUCAUUUCAUUGUCCUUAUCCAUGAUUGAACCCUUGAGCCAGGUCUCCGUGAGAACCAGAAUAUCAGGGCUCAUAUCAUGCACCCUAGGCCCUAGGUGCAGUACAGUAAGCAAGAUUUGGUUGCAUUUUAGUGGGCUCCCUCUUGACGGUGGAGAGAAAAAUUGUGCAGCUUUAAAGUGAACGUCCUGCAAUUCGCAGGGCCCUAUAGGCAGAGGCACCUCUGGGACAACUUCUGCCCAACCAUAAAUGAUCGUAUAGUUGCAAUGCUUAGCCAAGGCUAUACACAACAAACAGAACCAGGCUAAUGUUGAGUUGAUUCAAAUUAUUUUUUCAAUUUUAUAGGGCUUCCCAGGAUUUGCAGGUGUCCGGGGUCCAAAAGGUCAGAAAGGUGACUUCUAUCUAUGUAUUAAAGGUAAGGGUGACUUUUCGUUUGUCGAUGUGAACAUUCUAUCUUGCCAUUGGAUGUAUUUAUACUGAACCAAAAUAUAAACGCAACAUGUAAAGUGUUGGUCCCAUGUUUCAUGAGCUGAAAUAAAAGAUCCCUGAAAUUUUCCAUACGCACAACAAGCUUAUUUCUCUAACAUUUUGUGCAGGAAUUUGUUUACAUCUCUGUUAGUGAGAAUUUCUGUCUGUAAUGAAGCCCUUUUAUGGGGAAAAAAUCAUUCUGAUUGGCUGGGCCUGGCUGCCAAGCGGGUGGGCCUAUGCCCUCUCAAGCCCACCCAUGGCUGCACCCCUGGCCAAUAGUGAAAUCCAUAUAUUAGGGCCUAAUGAAUUUAUUUAAAUUGACUGAUUUCCUUAUAUGAACUGUAACACAAAAAUAAAAAACAUAAAUACCUUAUUUACAUAAGUAUUCAGACCCUUUGUAUGAGACUCGAAAUUGAGCUCAGAUGCUUCCUGUUUCCAUUGAUCAUCAUUCAGAUGUUUCUACAACUUGAUUGGAGUCCAACUGUGGUCAAUUCAAUUGAUUGGACAUGAUUUGUAAAGGCACAAACCUGUCUAUAUAAGGUCCCACGGUUGACAGUGCAUGUCAGAGCAAAAACCAAGCCAGAAGGAAUUGUCCGUAGAGCUCCGAGAUAGGAUUGUGUCCAGGCACAGAUCUGGGGAAGGUACAAAAAAAAUGUCUGCAGCAUUGAAGUUCCCCAAGAACACAGUGGCCUCCAUUUUUCUUAAAUAGAAGAACUUUGGAACCACCAAGACUCUUCCUAGAGCUGGCUGCCCAGCCAAACUGAGCAAUCGGGGGAGAAGGGCCUUUAUCAGGGAGGUGACCAAGAACCCAAUGGUCACUCUGACAGAGCUCUAGAGUUCCUCUGUGGAGAUGGGAGAAACUUCCAGAAGGACAAGCAUCUCUGCAGCAAUCCACCAAUCACGCCUUUAUGGUAGACGGAAGCCACUCCUCAGUAAAAGGCACAUGACAGCCCACUUGGAUAUUGCCAAAAGGCAACUAAAGACUCUCAGACCAUGAGAACAAGAUUAUCUCGUCUGAUGAAACAAAGAUUGAACUCUUUGGCCUGAAUGCCAAGCGUCACGUCUGGAGGAAACCUGGCACCAUCCUUACGGUGAACCAUGGUGGUGGCAGCAUCAUGCUGUGGGGAUGUUUUUCAGCGGCAGCGACUGUGAGACUAGUCAGGAUCGAGGGAAAGAUGAAUGGAAUUAAGUACAGAGAGCUCCUUGAUGAAAACCUGCUCCAGAGCACUCAGGACCUCACACUGGGGUGAAGGUUCACCUUCCAACAGGACAACGACCCUCAGCACACAGCCAAGACAACGCAGAGGUGGCUUCGGGACAAGUCUCUGAAUGUCCUUGAGUGGCCCAGUCAGAGCCCGGACUUGAACCCGAUCGAACAUCUCUGGAGAGACCUGAAAAUAGCUGUGCAGCGACGCUCCCCAUCCAACCUGAGAGAGAUUGAGAGGAUCUGCAGAGAGGAAUGGGAGAAACCCUCCAAAUACAGGUGUGCCAAGCUUGUAGCAUCAUACCCAAGAAGACGCGAUGCUGUAAUCUUUGCCAAAGGUGCUUCAACAAAGUACUCAGUAAAGGUUCUGAAUACUUAUGUAAAUGUAUUAUUAUUAUAUUUUUUUUUUUUGGGGUGGGGGUUGUAUAUAAAUUAGCAAAAAUGUCAUUAUGGGGUAUUUUGUGUAGAUUGAUAAGGGAAAAAAACGAUUUAAUCAAUUUUAGAAUAAGGCUGUAACGUAACAAAAUGUGGAAAAAGUCAAGGGGUCUGAAUACUUCCCGAAGGCACUGUAUAAUGAAAUGAGGUGGAUAUAAAUAGUUUCGGGGGGAGAAUAUUAUUUUGGGACCAUCAGGUGACUUCCUGAUGACUGAUACACUGAAUGUCCUGAGAACGCCGUAAAAACAUCCUGGCCUGGUCCUCAAUGACAGAGGGAACUCUAGGCAAAAGACUCCUAGAUCUAGAGAACGGCACGCUGGGAUAAUGUCUUGUCAAAACCCUAAAAGGGACCUAAUGGGAAGGUCACCAAAUGUCCUUAGGAUGUCCCCUGUCUGCUGGGAAGGCUUGUAAUACUCACUAUUUUAUUCUAUCUCUGUUGAGGUAUGAAUCUUUUUGUGCGCUGUUAUGCAGUACAGUGCAGCGUUUUCCCGGAUUUAUUUUGACCACUGGAUGUGAGUUACAAUGUAAGCGUGUAAAGCCUGGUUGGUUUCUAGGUGUGAAGGGAUACAUCGGCCCCCUGGGGCCGGCUGGUCGUCCAGGCUUCACUGGGAGGAGGGGAGACGAAGGGAAGCCGGGUCCACCUGGUGACACCGGCCCAGAGGUGAGUCUACCAAGGUCAUUAAGGUCACCAAAAGCCAUAUUCAAACUGUUACUGAUUUAGUUACAUACAGAAGGAACUGGAACUAGGAGUCGGGCCUUAAGCAUGGAUCUAAUGUUUCUUUAAGAUGCCUAAAUCCUCAUCAUAAUGAUAGUAACCUCAACAUGUCGGGGCCAUACUUAGUUAAACUGGUAAACUUGGCCACCAGAGGGAGAUUCUAAAACCUCCAACUUCAAGGUUUACUUUGUUACUCUUGGUCUGCAACAAGAAGUGAAGUGUGCCAAUAUUUAUUGCCUGAUGCAUCCUUGACUAGGCUAGCCAACUAACAUUAAACAAAAUUCAAAAGAGACGUUUUCGCAUACACAUGUAUGACCAGAUUCCACGUUUUUGCCUGUUCGUUUCACAAACAUCCAUGUAAUUUCACAGGAAUAAAGAUGUAGGAGAAUUAUACAACAUGUAAGUUUGUAUUCAUACAUCGUAAAAAAAAAAGUGGCAGAUGCUCGUGGUCUUGUCAAAUAGCUGUAAUUUACCCCUUACUGCUAUAACUAACUGGCGGCGGUAAGCCCAGAGAUGGCAAGAUACGAUGACUGUGAGUUUGAAAUCCACUCGGGCAAGGUUUUUCUUUGAGGAAAAAACACUCCACUGCUGGUCCUCGAGUCAAAUAAUGCAUAUGUGACAAAGUAGAUGAUUGUUAAAAUACAUAUAAAAUGUUGUACGCCUACAUUUAGGUGUACAUGUCCAUGUAAUAUAGCCUAUGCUAAAUGAUUAUUAGGCCCUAGCAGUCUACAAGGCUGAAGGAAGACGUGGCUCCUUAUUAAAUUCAUUUUUUGUUAACAGACACAAUCAUUCUGACCAGCUGGUCGUACUUAGCAUAGUGGCUAAUUGUGCCAGGUUUGCCUAUGAGAAAAUCUAGCAGCUAGCCAAUUUAGACCAAAGGUCUAAACCUCCCGCCUAAGCAAAAGUUUGCGAGUAUGGACUUGUCUAGUCUAAGGCUGCGUUUCAAACACAUAAAAGACACACCCUCCUCCACUUACCCUCGCCUAAUGCCCUUGGGGGAAUACCCACGGCCAUCUUUGCCGUCGGUCCAAACAAUUACCCAAGCAAGGAAAGUUGGCAACGUAAGCCCCUCAGCCCUCGUUUUUGAUCGAGUGUGCGAGUGUACAAUUUUGUUCACUCCAGGGCCUGAAACGCCCCAUAAUUCAAUUUGCGAUGAUUGUACAUCCACUAAGAAAAGUCAGCCAAAACUUAAAACCAACAUCAAUAUGGAGAAGUCAACAUACAAGUGUAAGUAAAAAUGAAUGUAAAUAAGUUAGAAAUUGUGCUACUAAUGCACAUGACGCCACAAACACGUAUCGUAAAAGUAAUGAUUGUUUGGUUAGCUUUUGGAAAUGUUAGCUAGCGCAUACAAUCACACUUAUACGUUGUAAUUUUCGAUUGACCUGAUAUCGUCGGAUGGCUACUAUUCAAUGAUGCGGAUGUGUUGUCUUCUAGCCAGGAUAUGAAAUAUAAUCAUAAUUGACUGUAGCGUAUAUAACGCACACACAACAGCUGGUUCCAUGAUGACUGAAAACAUAACCGUGGGACGAAUGAGUGACGAAUAUCCGGGCAAGAGCGGUCCAUUUAAAAUUAAUUAAUUCUUCCCUCGCCCCUUGCCCUGCAAGAGUCAACUCAUCAUACGUCAUGAUACGUCAUCAGAAGUGUCCACUUAAUUUGAGGACUGAGGGGAGAGCGUGUGUCUUUACGUGUUUGGAAUGCAGCCUAAGUUUGAUUGGUUCCACUCAGGGUGACAGUUACUCAGGAUUCCCCGGUGAGAGAGGGUAUCCAGGUUAUGACGGACCAAAGGGGCUUGCUGGACCCGUCGGCCCCCCAGGACCUGAUGUGAUUGGGGCAGUGGGGGAACGGGGACUCCCAGGCGACCAGGGACCUCCAGGAUUCAGGGGACCUCUUGGGCUCAAAGGAGUAAGGGGUAAGGAGCUUGUCAGUGUGUGUGAAACACGAAGACAUUAUUUGGUUUCUGACUUUUGUAUUGACAGGUCAGGGUUGGAAAUCAGCAUUUAUUACUGUUAGUUAUUAAUUACCUAUUUAUUAGUUAUUUGUGUGUAUGUAUUACUGGAUGAAGAGUGGUAGAUGAACAAAAGAGAUGCAUGCACACUCAAUUACAACCUUGGAGUAAACUCAAACAACCCUUCAUGACAAAAGAUAACAUUAUUUAAGAAGCGCUUUUAAAACAUAAGCCAUCCUGUUUGUCCUCCUCACCCCAUCCCAUGCCGCCGCUCUCUUGUUCAGGUGACACCCUACCCUGCAUACCCAGUAACCCUGGUGCCCCAGGACAGAAAGGCGAUGCCGGAAGCCCAGGUAAAAAACAUACAGAAACUCCAGCACACUGUGAAA
Molecule: messenger RNA, 8886 nt
Organism: Coregonus sp. 'balchen'
Lineage: Eukaryota; Metazoa; Chordata; Actinopteri; Salmoniformes; Salmonidae
Source: the annotation of a GenBank genome assembly